AUGAAUACAAGCAUAUAUGAAAGUCGAAUCAGAGGCGAAAAGUCGAAUGAUACUGUAAAACAAGGUACACCAGAGGCAAAACGGUGUUUUUCCGUUGGAUGCUCAGGGCGGACUGGCGGUGUGGCUGACGCUUGCCCGCACGCCAGCACUGCGUGCGGUACGAUGUGCGCGUCGGACCAGGCCCGUUCUGACGCCCAGGCUUGUGACAAGGUGCUGACGGACGUAUCUGUUCUUGGAGGGACUGGUCAUCAGGCGAUGAUUACGAAUCGGGAGUUUCCUUCGGUCAAGGCGCUGCUGGCCGCCAUUCCGGACGAGUGCUACGAACGCUCCUUCGUGCGCUCGUCGGCAUACGCGGCCAUGUCUGUGUUGCUGACGCUUGCCUGUGGCUGGUUUGGAUACACGUAUCUAUGGAACCUCCAGGUCGGCGUAGUGUCGCGUAUGGCGGGCUGGGCGUCGCUGGCCAAAGUUGGCAUGCUCGUGCUCUGGGCGCUAUACGCUGCGGUAACCGGAACGAUCGCCACCGGCGUCUGGGUCAUCGCACACGAGUGUGGGCACGGUGCAUUCUGCUCGGCGGCAUGGCUGCAGGAUCUGAUCGGAUUUGUGCUCCAUUCAAGCUUGUUGGUGCCUUACUUCAGUUGGCAACGCUCUCAUGCAGUGCAUCAUGCCCGUACAAACCAUUUGGAUGAGGGCGAGACGCACGUUCCGCAUACCGCAAAUAGUGUUUCAGGGAAGACAAAUCUACGCAUCAUGCACUGGAUUGGAGAUGAUGCUUUUGGAGCCCUCAACGUUUUCAUGCAUUUGGUCCUGGGUUGGCCAGCAUAUCUUUUGUACGGUGCCACGGGCGGGCCAGUUCGUGGCCUGACCAAUCACUUUAUACCGUUCUCGUUUGGACAAGGUGAGCUGCAAUCUGUGAACGAGACCUUGCCGAGACCAGUAUCGCUGUAUCCCGGUUGGCGAUGGAAGCUCAGAGUGCUAGCCUCAGAUCUGGGGGUACUGGCGACGCUAGGGCUACUCUAUAGCUGGGCCCAAUACGACGGGCCGGUGCGCGUUUGCGUUGUGUACGGCUUGCCAUAUUUGGUCACAAACAUGUGGCUUGUACUAUAUACAUGGCUUCAGCACACGGACGUGGAUAUUCCGCACUAUGACUCGCAGCACUGGAGCUGGAACAAGGGCGCGCUGCUGACUGUCGACCGGCCGUAUCCAAAGCUCAUCGACUUUUUGCACCAUCACAUCGGGACUACGCACGUGGUGCAUCACGUAUGCUCGAGAAUACCCCAUUACCAUGGUAAGAAAGCCACAGAGGCUCUCAAGAAGGCUUUUCCCGAACAUUAUCUGUAUGAUCCUACACCAAUUCUCCAGGCGAUCUGGCGCAUAGGAUGCAACUGCGUCGCAGUUCGGCAAGUCGGAGAUCUCUGGGUGUACACUGUAUCCUGCGGCGAAGAGGAAAUGAAUGAGCGCGCCGUUGAUAACGCCGUUCGCAAAGCACAGAAAACGGCCUAA
This is a messenger RNA of Cyanidioschyzon merolae strain 10D, 1500 nucleotides long. RefSeq names its product delta12 fatty acid desaturase, chloroplast or ER. The record is from RefSeq and is a predicted model, not a curated record. Gene Ontology annotation, molecular function: oxidoreductase activity. Bases 1 to 1500 code for a protein of 499 amino acids. NCBI's taxonomy places the organism in Eukaryota, Rhodophyta, Bangiophyceae, Cyanidiales, Cyanidiaceae. The transcript has a single exon. Gene Ontology annotation, biological process: lipid metabolic process.